Eimeria maxima is the source of this 1043-nucleotide messenger RNA. Its product is annotated as cathepsin L-like thiolproteinase, putative. Gene Ontology annotation, cellular component: lysosome. The record is from RefSeq and is a predicted model, not a curated record. Lineage: Eukaryota; Apicomplexa; Conoidasida; Eucoccidiorida; Eimeriidae. The transcript has 2 exons. The annotation marks the transcript as partial. Gene Ontology annotation, molecular function: cysteine-type endopeptidase activity.
GAGCAAUAGAGGGGGCUGUAUGUGCUGCAGCACAGGCAGAAGCAGCAGCAGCAGCAGCAGCAGCAGCUGCAGCAGCUGCAGCAGCUGCUGCUGAUUCUGCAGAUGGUAAUAAUACUGCAACAGCAGCAGGAGGAGACAAUUCAGCUGCAGGACAAACACCAACAGCAGCAGCAGGAGCAGCAGCAGCAGCAGCAGGUGCAGCAACAGCAGCAGGAGGAGGAGGAAGAAUAAAGAGACAAUUAUUACAGACAGCAACCCCCCCGAGUAACCCCUUGUUAGAUAGAGGAGAGAGAGGAGGAGCAACAGCAGCAACAACAGCAGCAGCAGCAGCAGCAACAACAACAGCAGCAGCAGCAAGAGAAAUAAAGGCAGAAGCAUUAAGCGAACAAAUGCUAAUAGAUUGUUCUUAUUCUUAUGGUAAUGAAGGAUGUAAUGGAGGAGAGAUAGAGGAAGCAUUUAAUUAUGUUAUAGAUAAGGGACUAUGCAAGGAGGAGGCUUACCCUUAUAAGGGACAGGAGGGGAGAGCAUGUCUUGCCUCUGCAUGCAGCCCCAAAAAAUAUAUACAUGGAUAUAUAGAUAUACCUAAAGGAGAUACUUUAUCACUUUUAUAUACUGUCUCCUUUCUCUCUCCUGUCUCUGUUGCUAUACAAGCAGAUGAGGCCCCUUUUGUCUUCUAUAAGCGCGGUGUAUUUGCUGCUCCUUGCGGUGUAUCCUUGAAUCAUGCUGUUCUUGUUGUUGGGUACCAUAGAGAGGAGACACAGUAUCCAGCAGCAAAUGCAGCAGCAGCAGCAGGAGGAGAAGGGGGAGAAGGGGGAGAAGGGGGAGGGGAUAGGGGUAAUAAGGACUAUUUUAUUGUUAAGAAUAGUUGGGGAAAAGAUUGGGGAGAAGAUGGAUAUAUUAGGAUGGCUAUGCAUGCAGGACCAGAGGUUCUUAUCCUGUUGUUGAUGGUCAACCUAAAGUCCCCUCCUAAGUAUAUAACCUACACAUCCCUGCAGCAGCAGCAGCAGCAGAAGCAGCAGCAGCAAGGUUGGGGGGAGAAGUAG